GAAAAAGCAGCAGCUCAGCAGCAGCAGCAACGACAACGGCAACGGCAGCGACAGCGGCAGAGAUAGCGACAGCAACAGAACAUUCGGCGUUGUUGCAACUACUCGGUUCGGUCGGCGGCAAUGGUGGUUGCAACAGUGGAACCAGUCUCGUCCAGUUUCAGUCUCAUCCCAACGUUCGUGACGGCAACAACAACGUCAACGCUCAGCUCUGUGCAGAUCGGCGACGGUUUCGGUUUCGGUGUUACGUGUUUCGCGUGAGUGUUUGUGUUUGCGUGUACGUGUACGGGUGCGUGUGCGUUAAUGCGAGUUAAUGUUACCAGAUCCAAGAUACAGUUAGUUGCGCAAAAGUAUCUCAAUGCUAGGCGAAACAAAAUGCGGCACCUGUGCACCGGUCGGCGCCAGCUAUGCAAGCCAAGUUCAAUAGCCGUUAAAUAAACGCCUCUGGCUCUGACGGCAUGUAACUAAAGCCAAAAAGUAUCUCACAGCCCAAACGUGCUAAACAUAUCAAAGCAACCCACAAGAUACUGUGCAACAACAACAACAACAAGUUAUACAAAAUAAGAUCAAUCAGAUAAUUGCAACAGCUUCGACUGCAUUUAAUUUGCAUUUACAAAAGAAUAUAUUAAUAAAUUCUAUAUCGCAUUUCUUGAUUGUGUGUGUGUUUUUGUGCAAAGCUUUUUAACUAUUAUAUUUACCUAGAGAAAUAAUAAUAAUAACAAAAAUAUAAAAUAUAUCAAACAAAUCUAAUAACUAUACCCCAUAUACAAUGCAUACCAGCAAAGGAUACAAUCUACAAUCAACUAAUUGAGGCAACACAUAUUUUAAAUCUAGAUCUCACUGCUAGGCCAACAUCAAUCAAUUCACAAUAAUUCUCGGCAAAAUGACGCACAGUUUAGCCGCACAGAGUCUAAAUAAUUCUAGCGACAAAAUGUUCUCCCGCCAGUGCCUUUCCAGCUCCUCCCCGCGCUCCACCUAUCCCCGCUCAAUAUCAACGACAACCCCAUCAUCAUUAGCAUCGAUAUCAGAGUCGCGUCGAAUUCGGCCGACACGAAACUGGAUUGGGAAUGGGAAUGGGAUUGGCAAUUGGAACCUUAGCCUCUUGGCAUUGAUCAUUGCCAGCGGCUGUUUAAUGCUCAAUGCGCCAGCAAUUGCAGCUUUCGAUAUUGCUACAUGCAAUGUGCCUCUGGGCAUGGAAUCGGGCGCAAUCACAGAUGCUCAAAUCACAGCUAGCUCAGCCCAUGAUACGGGCUUUGUUGGACCACAACAUGCAAGACUGAAAACCGAUAAUAAUGGCGGUGCCUGGUGCCCCAAGCAUAUGGUAUCGAAUGCGCUCAAGGAAUAUCUGCAGGUGGACUUGCUGCAGACGCACGUGAUAACCGCCAUACGGACGCAGGGUCGCUUCGGCAAGGGUCAGGGCCAGGAGUACACCGAGUACUAUGUGCUCGAGUACUGGCGGCCGGGCUUCGACAAAUGGCAGCGCUGGAAGAACACACAGGGCAAGGAGAUCUUGCCGGGCAACAUCAACACGUACAGCGAGGUGGAGAACGCACUGCAGCCGAUUAUAUUCGCCUCGAAGAUACGUAUAUAUCCCUAUGGUCAAUACGAUCGCACCGUCUGCCUGCGAGCCGAGAUUGUUGGCUGUCCCUGGGAAGAGGGCAUUGUUUCGUAUAGCAUACCCAAAGGCGUGCAGCGUGGCAUGGAGGUGGAUCUGUCGGACAAGACCUACGAUGGCAAUGAGCAGGGCGAUCGCUAUGUCGACGGCCUGGGUCAAUUGGUGGACGGACAGAAGGGCAAGGACAAUUUCCGCACCGAUAUACAUGGCUUUGGCAAAGGCUAUGAAUGGAUUGGCUGGAGAAAUGAUACGCCAGGCCUGAUGGGUAAACCCGUUGAAAUUGUUUUCGAAUUCGAUACGGUGCGCAAUUUCAGCGCCAUCAUUUUGCAUACGAACAACAUGUACACCAAGGAUGUUCAGGUCUUUGUCCAUGCCAAAGUCUUCUUUAGCAUUGGUGGACGCUACUUCUCUGGCGAGCCCGUACAGUUCUCCUAUAUGCCCGAUACCAUAAUGGAUCAUGCACGAGAUGUUACGAUUAAGCUGCACCACCGUGUGGGCAAAUAUCUGAAAAUCAAUUUGUACUUUGCUGUCAAAUGGAUUAUGCUAUCCGAGAUCAGUUUUAUAUCCGUGCCAGCUAUGGGAAAUUUCACAGACGAACAGGAGCAGCGUAACAAUGCGCCGGGCAACGCGCCGGAUACACGCGAAUAUCCUUUGCAGAGCAACGACUAUCAGCACAAUCAACAUGGCAAAAAUAAGCUGAACGGCGGCAACUCUGGCGGCGACACAAACGGCGGCGCCACUGAUGCCAACGGCAACAACAACUACAACAAUGGGCCACAACUAAUUGCGCCGCGUCCCAUCGAUCAGGAGCCGAACGAGGCGAACUUCAUUGGCGUUGUCAUUGUUGUUCUAACCACAAUAAUUAUACUGCUCGUCGCCAUCAUCCUGUUCAUCGUGUCACGCACGAAGCGAGCACGCGGCAGCAAUGUGCUCGACGCAUUCCAAUAUAGCUUCAAUCCGAACACGCUGGGCGGCAAUGUCGACAAGCAUCGGCCCAAUGGCAAUAGCAUUAAGGCCAGCGUCGACGACAACGAUUCCAUUGGCAAGAACAGCCUUUACCACGAGCCCUUCAAUGUGAACAUGUAUACGAGCGGCGUGAACGGUUACGCAGCGGUUAAUGAUUUACAAUGUAAUAUGACGCCAGACUAUACAGAUGUGCCCGAAGGUGGCUACGCCGUGCCCCACAUGCAGGACUACAUGCCGGCUUCGAAAAUGGCCAAUGCCGCCGGCGUCGGCGGCUAUGUGAAUGUGCGACGAACGCCGCCGCCACCGCUGAGCAGCAUAUUCCCUAGGCCGCCCACGGUGCCGCCGCCGCCCAUGGAGAAAUACUAUGCGACCACGGCCAUAUUUAAGCCCAUCAAGGGCGGCUCGGCUGGCGGCGGCAGCAAUACGAAUACGGCCAGCAGCGGCGGCGGCAAGAGCAGCCACAGCAAUCAGGACCAGCUGAAUGGCAUCUAUGACGAUGGCAUGGGCACCAUGAAUUCCCAGUCGACAGCGCCCAUGAUCAAUCCGUAUACCAGUGGCAAUAGUGCGGCUGCCGCUGCAGCAGCAGCUGAAUUUCAACGCGCCAGAACUUACAAUUUCCGCAGCUAUCCUGAUAAUCUCUAGUUCGAAGCUUCGCUCAAGUUGGCAGCAGCGGAGGCAGCCGUCGCUGGCAGCGAUCUGGCCGGCAUUAAGCGCACCAAUGCCGCCACAACCAUGCCCAAGAAGCCGCAGCAUUUGAGCAUCAGCAGCGGCAACAGCAGCGGCCACAGCAGCACCAACACACUGGCCGCCAAGCCCAAAUAUAGCUUGACGCUGCACAACAACAAAUACAACAAGAAUCCCACAUCGAUGCGCGACAAUCAUCAACAGCAGCAGCAGCAGCAGCAGCAGCAGCAGCAGAGGCAGCAUCUGAAGGCGCUGCGUCUGACACGCGACGUGGGCAACUCAGAAGCCGCAAGCUGCGCUGCUCCCGAUUAUAAGAGGCCGACGCUAACGGGACACUCGCCCGCCGACGAUGUGGGCGUGCAUCUGAGCAGAACUGCGGCACUAAAAGCUGGCUCCGCUAAUGUCAACAGUGAAGCUUCGACUAACCAACCAACAACAACAACCACUGCAAAUGCAACAAAAUUGACUGGAAAUACGAACGGAAAUGGAAAUGGAAUUGGAAUUGGAGUUGGAAUUGGAACGGCACCUGCAGCGGCCAACCCGCUGGCAAAUGGUGCCAUGCGUACACAAAACAACAGGCUGUGGUAUCAUUGAUGAAAACCCCAUAUUAAAUGGAUUUGAGCUAUUGAACUCUACACGGACAUGCAACUAGAAAAUACAAAAUAUGAUAAAGCAGUGUUAAGUACUCACUAUCGUAUGGUACCGUAAAUUGUGUUAGAACCCGCCCCUCCCUUAUAUGGAGAGCACAACGCGUCGAACAAUUAAACCCACUGAGCAAAUGGUAAAAAGAUAUUAAAGCAAAAGAAAAAAUUUAAAUACAAACAAUAAAACAUAAACAAAAUUUAGCUAAAGUCGAAUAUCUAAGCAAAAAUGUAGCGUCGAAUAUAUGCCAACGAAAUGAUAAUGAUAAUGAUAAUGAUACAACUUAUAGAAUACAAUCUGUAAAUAAAUAUAUAUGUAUAUGUAUACCUAGUAUAUAUCACCGUGCAAGAUAAAGGUAGUGAAAAAUGCAUAUGAUAGUAAAGCGAGCUGAAUUUUUAACAAACCUACGAAAAUCAACAACAAAUAAAAAUUUAUAUUAAAA
Messenger RNA from Drosophila mojavensis, 4346 nucleotides. RefSeq lists its product as uncharacterized. Lineage: Eukaryota; Metazoa; Arthropoda; Insecta; Diptera; Drosophilidae. The record is from RefSeq and is a predicted model, not a curated record. The transcript has 13 exons.